This is a messenger RNA of Dibothriocephalus latus, 1185 nucleotides long. NCBI's taxonomy places the organism in Eukaryota, Metazoa, Platyhelminthes, Cestoda, Diphyllobothriidea, Diphyllobothriidae. The record is from the annotation of a GenBank genome assembly.
AUGACUACCGAAUCGCUCUGUCAAACCGUAUCACUCGGCUCAAAGGUUCCUCCACCUCGCCCAAAGCCGCCUGUGACCUACGCCAAAGAUAAUUGUCAAAACAUUGCCAUAGUGGAAUAUCCUAAAGGCAAAAAUCCCUUUGGAGAUGACGAUGAAGAUGAGACACCUAAUUCCAACCACACCACCACUACACCUUCUGUGGACACAGAAGUUAGCACAAGUUCCAACACGUCUGACAACCGCAAUUCUGAUGAAGCACCGCUCGAAGCAUCUGUCUCCGCUAAAGAUACCGUGAUCCAUCGAAAAGAUCCUCCGAUUGACUCUUCGUCCGCCACUGAUACUCUCUCGAAGUCGACCAACCCUUUUGAUACGCCGACCUCUGCUGAUGAUGAGGACAGAGAUACUGAAAAUGUCGUCCCCCAGCUUGAGAUCGCAGAUGAUAUCACGCCUACUGAUGCUGGCCCAUCCUUUCCUGUCACGCAGACCAUUGGUGAAAUCGACAGUGAAGAAGAGGAGGAUGAAAAACCACGACAAGACGGGUCCCCAUCAUCGUACAGAGCAACAAAUUUAUCGACUGGGAGUGUACGUCCUGGUUAUCGACAGAAGCGGCCGGCACCACCACCACCGUCUGUGAAUCCUCCUCCCUCCCCCCUGACAACCCCAGCACGUAAUCCCUACCUAAAAGGUAGCGGUUCCGAAUGCUACAGUUCUACAGACUCGCAUAUCUCCUCCUCGGCGGAGGUCUCCGAAAGUUGGCCCUGCACAACUUGCGCUUCAUCUCGCGAAGACUGUGCACACAGCCAGGGCCACCCAUCUCCCCGAAAAGAUCCCCUAGAUAGUAGCGCUCGUCCCCUCUCCAUUUCUGUGGGAAAUUCGCCGAAUUGCCGACGACCGGUUCCCAAGAAGCCGGCUCCGCCUUUGCCAGUCACAGAAAAACGGCAAGUACGCGCGGAGAGUGCUGAUUUUGUGAAGUACGACGUUCUUCGUAAGCGUAUUGAAGAACUUUCUGAAAAGAUUGUGCAUUUGGAUGAGGAGCUGAAGGACACGAAUACUAAACUUGCUAAAGGUGGAUUAAACUCACAACACCAAAAAAGGUACUCCAAGGCCGUUGAAAAGCUUCAACAGAAGCGGACUGUUCUCGUUAAGAAGCAGCAGGCCCUUAAGACUCGUCUCCUCGCUCCAUGA